Molecule: messenger RNA, 936 nt
Organism: Letharia columbiana
Lineage: Eukaryota; Fungi; Ascomycota; Lecanoromycetes; Lecanorales; Parmeliaceae
Exons: 3
Coding region: 1-936 (311 amino acids)
Source: RefSeq, a predicted model, not a curated record
AUGGCCUACAAGUCGACUGGUCCUCAAUUCACUCGCAGUGAUUGCUUCUUCGGCAAUGGAGUAUCCGCUACUCAAUGGCUAAAACACUUUCACACCAUAAUAUCCGGCUACGAGUAUACAUUAAAGCAGUACCUCGAAUGGCUUGAUUUACUUCUUAUGGACGACGCUGCAGACUAUCAUAGCUUUACAAGCUUGUUCUAUACACGAUUUGAGUCCCUUAUCGAGUUCCACAGCGGAGUACGAGACCAGCCACCACAGCUACCGGAGCAGCCUAUCGUACCAGAGCAGCCUAUCACAUCCGAGCAGCCUACCUUACCUGAGCAGCCUACCGUACCACAGCUGUCAGAGCCUGCUCCAAAGCUAUCAGAGCAGCCUACAUUACAGCUACCAGAGCAGCCCGUCGUAAUACAGUCAGCUCCAUCAGUACCAGAGCAGCCUGCUCCGAGCUACCAAAGCCUACUCCACAGCUACCAAAGCCUACUCCAGAGCUACCAAAGCAGCUUACCCCAGAGCUACCAGAGCAGUCUAUGCCAGUCAUACCACAGUCAGCUCCAUCAGUACCAGAGCAGCCUACUCCAGAGCUACCAAAGUCUACCCUACAGUUACCGAGCAGCCCGUCAUAUCACAGUCAGCUCCAUCAGUACCACAGCAGCCUACUCCACAGUACCGAGCAGCCUACUCCACAAAUACCAGAGCAGCCUAUCGUACCAAAGAAGCCUGUCAUACCAGAGCAGCCUAUCUACAGCUACCAAAGCCUACUUUGCAGCUACCGAGCAGCUCACCACCUCACUCAGCAGUCCGGUACUACCUACACCAUUAGAUCUGGCCUAUCAUAGGCUGCUUGCUACGAUGCUAUUUGUUUAUGAUGCAUUUUUGCUAAGUACAUCUUUCGGGGCUUAUUUUGCUAUGGCUUUGCUUGCUACCUUGUUGGUAUAG